AUGACAUCUUGGACCGCCGUGAAUGAAUCGCUCAAAUGUCUAAGUCUCGAUGAGCAGAAGAUGAUCGAAUCAGUGCUGAAGAAGGAUCUCGAGUUUCAGGAAAGCGAGCAACAACGCAUUCGGUCGCUGUCGAAUACGGUUCAAAUCAAGAAGACGAGCAUCGCCGAGAAGCGUCGAGCAAGCAGCGUGGCAGCUUCAGAAUCGUCGGAGAGCAAUCUGUCGAGUCCCGGCAAUGUCUCGCAAGGUAGAAGCUCGCCCCUUCCGAAAUGGAAUAAUCGGGUGUGCUCAAUUUGUCAGAUAUCGCUCGGCUACAUUCUCAACAGCGGUACGAAAUGCAAGAAAUGCUCGGUGCUUCUAUGCGAGAAAUGCGCGGUCGCUAUAACAACGAGCGGCUCGGCGAAACAACAGCAGCACCUCUGCCAGAUCUGCUACGACGAGCGCGAGUUGUCGGCGGCGAAGAAUGAGUGGUGCAAGGGCGCCGUCGACGAAACGCCGACCUCGCAGGUGCUGCUCAACGCGAUUCGCACCACCGUCAAUGGCAACACCGCCAAGAGGAAUAGCAUGCAAAUCGCGACGCCAGCGCCUAAAGGUCGGGCGCCCUAUAAAAGGAAUUUAACACUUCCCGCAAUCCAAACCAACUAUUUGAAUGUUCCUGAUGAAGCUCCCGGAACAAAGUCCGCAACUGGAUCACCAAAGUUCUGGGGAGGAUCGCCGUCUCCAAGAAGUCCACGAUCAAUCAUUUCGGCAAACUCCUCAAUGAACAGUGUAUUCGAAGAAAGCGGCAGUACAAAUACGCUACAAGCAAUGCAUCCAAGAGAGCCCAUCGGAAGUCCGGCGCCUCGUCCAAUGUCGAGCACCCCAUUAACCGGCGUCCCGGAAGACGAACGACUCGAAGUUUCUGUGCCAUCUGUCGAACGCCGUCGAAGCGCGUUCGAAGGAUCGCGAAGGUCUGAAAAACUUCGACGCCAAAGCGAGGCUCCCGUACCGACAUUCCAGCUUAGCAUGUGCUGA
Caenorhabditis bovis is the source of this 1011-nucleotide messenger RNA. The record is from the annotation of a GenBank genome assembly. NCBI's taxonomy places the organism in Eukaryota, Metazoa, Nematoda, Chromadorea, Rhabditida, Rhabditidae.